Molecule: messenger RNA, 864 nt
Organism: Chrysemys picta bellii (western painted turtle)
Lineage: Eukaryota; Metazoa; Chordata; Testudines; Emydidae
Product: sialic acid-binding Ig-like lectin 13
Source: RefSeq, a predicted model, not a curated record
AUGCUGAGGUUCCUGAUCCUCGCCCUGCUCUGGAGAGGGUCCCUGUCCCAGCAGCCCGGAUUUACCCUGACGGUGCCACAGUUGGUGUCAGUGCAGGAGGGUCUCUGUGUUCUUGUUCCCUGCACCUUCACAUAUCCAGCCUCGUAUGACACCGACAAUCCCCGGGCCCAGCUCUACAGAUACUGGUACAAGGAUCUGGCCGAUGUGCACAAUGAUCCACCCGUGGCCAGCAGUGACCCCAGCCGGAACAUGUCGCAAGACACCCAGGGCCGGUUCCGGCUGACGGGGGAUCCGGCGCCCAGCGACUGCUCCCUGCAAAUCAGCGACGCCCGACGGACGGAUGCGGGGAGAUAUUUCCUUAGAGUCGAGAAAGGAGACUUUAAAUACAGUUACCGCACCAAUAACGAUCACACUUACCCUAUGCUAGAGAUCUCCGUGCCAGGGCUCACGGAGGAGCCAGAGAUCCAGAUCUCGCCGGCGCAGAGGGUGCCAGGGAUGCUGCUGGCCGGGGAGCCAGUGACUGUGACCUGCACGGCCCCUGGGCGCUGCUCCGGGUCCCCUCCCCGAGUCACCUGGAUGGGGCCUUUCAGCGACACAGCCCGGAACGUCUCAGCCCAGCUGGCGAAUGGCACCUGGGCCCACAGCUCCGAGCUCAGCUUCACGCCCGGCCUGGGAGACAAUGGCAAAGAGCUCGUCUGCACCGUCACCUACAGCUCAGCACAGGGACCUUCCACCAGCAGAACCAUCCGGCUCCACGUUGGCUACCCACCCGGGCCCCCCAACAUCACCGGGACUCUGACCAGGAACGGACGCCCCGGUGAGAGGCCGCGCUGUGAGCCCCGGGAACCAAUGAGUGCCUCCUAG